UGAGUGGGAGCACCUGACUGAAGAGGAAAAACACUGGCCUGCUUUUUUGGAGAGAGAGAGAGAGAGAGAGAGAGAGAGAAGUUAGUAAGAGGGAAAGUAAAUACAGUGAGAGAAAAGCGCUCCGCAGAAAUAGGAAAACUGGCGAGCAAGUGCCGGUGGGAGCCAGUUCCCAAAACUCUGACCAAUUGCCUCCCUGCCGGGGGUGGUGUCUGUCCAUUCUCCUCCCCCCCCUGCACCCUCCCACACGGCUCAAAAUCUCCAUCACUUCCAUUCUCCCUGUGCUCUUUAACUUUGUCCCCCGCAGCGUACAGCGGUUAUCUGUCCGACCUGUUGUUAUCUAACAGCAGAGGAGGUGGGGGGGAAGACUUUUAAAGGGUCAUGCCACUCAAUGUCGUGCUGGACGGCCCGGCCCCCUGGGGGUUUCGCCUGACUGGAGGAAAGGACUUCAACCAACCCCUGACCAUCUCCAGGAUCACCCCCGGCAGCAAGGCCUCCGCGGCCAACUUGUGUCCCGGUGACGUCAUCCUGGCCAUCGAGGGAGUCCCCGCCUCAGACAUGAUGCACUGUGAGGCUCAGAACAAGAUAAAGGAGUCCAGCAGUCAGCUCUGUCUCACUAUCGAAAGGAACGAGCCGAGACUGUGGUCCCCAAACGUUGUCGACGAGGGCAGAGCUCACCCGUUCAAAAUCAACCUGGAGGCCGAGCAGCAGGAAUAUAAACCCAUUGGCACCGCUCACAACCGGAAAGCUCAGCCGUUCAUCGCGGCGGCGAACCUGGACGACAAGCGGCAGGUGGUCAGCGCAGCCUACAACACUCCCAUAGGCCUCUACUCGUCAGGCAACAUCCAGGACGCCAUGGAGGGACAGAUCCGAGGCCUGGUUCACCCAAAGCCUGAGAGCCCCCGGACUUUGACCAGCAUCGAGGAUUCUGACGUGUACCAGAUGUUGCAGAGAGACCAGGAGGAGCCUCAAGCUCCUCGACAGUCUGGCUCGUUCAAAGCCCUGCAGGAGUUUAUUGACAGUGAUGGCACUCGUCCCAUUGUGACCAGGACAGUAAAAGCCCCCACGACCAAACCAACGCCGCCCACAGGAAACCUGCAGAAGCUGCCCGUCUGCGACAAGUGUGGGAAUGGGAUUGUCGGGACGGUGGUGAAAGCACGGGACAAAUAUCGCCACCCCGGCUGCUUCGUGUGCUCCGACUGUGACGUCAACCUCAAACAGAAGGGUUACUUCUUCGUGGAGGGGCAGCUGUACUGUGAGACUCACGCUCGCGCUAGAAUGAGACCACCGGAGGGACACGACCUCAUCACCACCUUUCCCUCCGCGUAGCUUCCCCUCUUUACGAGGGCACACACACACAAACAAACACACACACACAAACAAACACAAACAAACACACUUGGCCAGCACUCCUACGUCCUGCGUUUAUCUGCACUUUGAUGUGUCGUCUGUGUGCCAUAAUGUUUGAUUAAUUAUACACUUUUCUCCUGAUGUUUUGACUCAGUAAAUCACCUCGGCGUUGGAACAUUUGGCAGGUGAUAAUUGGAAGUGUCUGGUUGUUCGAGGAGCCUGGCCGCAGCGAUUAUUAAACUCACUUGAUUUGCCAUUUCCAUCUCGCCCCUUUCUCACGACUUGAUGUCUAUCCAACAAAGACCUCUGCUGAUACUGUAAGAUGUCAUCUGUAUGUAAAGUCCCGAGAUGAAAAGCACCAUCUGUUGGAACAUCGCCUCGGCCAGACGCAGAAUAACUCGGCAUAUAUAAUGUUUGCACACAUAUAAAAGAAAAGGGAGGGAUGCGCAGAUGUUUACCAGUGGCUGUUCUACUGUCUCCAUUAAUUUAGACGUUUGUCCUUGAAAGCACAUUAAAGAAAACAUUUUUGAAACGACA
Acanthopagrus latus (yellowfin seabream) is the source of this 1884-nucleotide messenger RNA. Its product is annotated as PDZ and LIM domain protein 3-like. Gene Ontology annotation, cellular component: adherens junction; Z disc; filamentous actin. Gene Ontology annotation, biological process: heart development; actin cytoskeleton organization; muscle structure development. The record is from RefSeq and is a predicted model, not a curated record. Gene Ontology annotation, molecular function: actin binding; muscle alpha-actinin binding. The coding region runs from base 379 to 1326 and encodes 315 amino acids. The transcript is spliced from 7 exons. Lineage: Eukaryota; Metazoa; Chordata; Actinopteri; Spariformes; Sparidae.